Messenger RNA from Ostreobium quekettii, 1533 nucleotides. Lineage: Eukaryota; Viridiplantae; Chlorophyta; Ulvophyceae; Bryopsidales; Ostreobiaceae. The record is from the annotation of a GenBank genome assembly.
AUGACGGACUCUUCCGCCGCCCGCGCGCCCAAGGAGGAGGAGGCGCGCCCCGAGCGACCCGAAAUGCCAUCCAAGAAGUUCAUCCACAAUUUCCGACUGGCUGCAAAGAUAGGGCAGCCGCUGUUCUACGUGGUCCUCGCUGCCGUCCUGAUUUGGAAACUGGUUCCUCGACUGUCCAGCGGACAGUUUCAAGACAGCUUCCUGUUCUGGUACGAGUCUCUGCAGCAGACAACCUACCAUCUGAGCGGACCCCUGCUGGUCGCCCUUGCAGCGAUCCUCCUGCUGGGGCUCUGGCGCCGUUCCCACAAUGCCAGGGACGUGCCCGUGUACCUCGUAGACUUCAGGGUGUACCGGCCGCCUGACGCGCUGCGGGUGAACAAGAUGCAGUGCAGAGACGGAGCCAAUUCGUGUGGGAAAUUUAACGAGGAAUCCCUCGCGUUCCAGCAGCGCAUUGCGGAGAGGUCUGGCCUGGGCGAGCGCACCUACCUCCCUCGGGGCUUGCAUCAGUAUCCCUUCGACAUAAACAUGACGAGCGCCAGGGAGGAGGCUGAAAUGGUGAUGUUCAACUGCGUGGGCAACCUGCUGGAGCAUCAGGGCCUGAAACCCCGUGACAUCGACAUCCUCAUCGUGAACUGCUCCCUGUUCAACCCCACGCCCUCCCUGUCGGCAAUGAUCAUCAACCACUUCAAGAUGAGGUCGGACAUAGUUUCGUACAACCUGUCAGGGAUGGGCUGCUCGGCAGGGCUCAUAGCCAUCAGCCUGGCACGAGAGUUGCUUCAGGUGUACCCCAAUAAGAACGCCAUCGUCGUGUCCACAGAGAACAUCACCCAAAAUUGGUACUUUGGAAACGAGAGGUCCAUGCUCAUUCCCAACGUGUUGUUCCGGAUGGGCGGCGCUGCCAUACUGCUGAGCAACAAGCCCGCUGUUCGGAAUGUUGCCAAGUACGAGUUGCAGCAUGUAAUUCGUGUGCACAUGGGAGCCGAUGACAAGGCAUACAGGUGCGUCUUCCAGAGGCCCGACGACGACGGCAACAUCGGCGUGGAGCUGAACAAGGACCUCUUCAAGGUGGCCAGCAAGGCCGUCACCAGGAACAUGACUCGUAUGGGCCCCAUGGUGCUUCCCUGGUCGGAGAUGUUGUUCGUGGCCCUCAACCUCCUGGCGGCCAAGGUCUUCCGCAUGAGGGUGAAGCCUUACGUUCCGGACUUCAAGAAGGCCUUCGACCACUUCUGCCUGCACGCCGGCGGCAGGGCCGUGAUCGAGGGGCUGGGAAAGCAGCUUGGCCUGCCCGACGAGAAGACGGAAGCUAGCUUCCAGACACUGAAAUGGUACGGCAACACCUCUUCGUCCACCGUGUGGUACUCCUUGGCGUACAUAGAGUCUGUGCAGACGGUCAAGGAGGGCGAGCACGUCUGGCAGGUUGCAUUCGGCUCGGGCUUCAAGUGCAACAGCGCCGUCUGGAAAGCCAUCAGGGACAUCGACAGCUGCCACCAGGCCUGGGAACACAGGGUCGGCGAAAAUGCCCCAAAAGUGUGA